This is a messenger RNA of Indicator indicator, 1917 nucleotides long. RefSeq names its product protein tyrosine phosphatase 4A3 (gene PTP4A3). Gene Ontology annotation, biological process: endothelial cell migration; protein dephosphorylation. Gene Ontology annotation, molecular function: protein tyrosine/serine/threonine phosphatase activity; protein tyrosine phosphatase activity. Lineage: Eukaryota; Metazoa; Chordata; Aves; Piciformes; Indicatoridae. The coding region runs from base 160 to 681 and encodes 173 amino acids. The transcript is spliced from 5 exons. The record is from RefSeq and is a predicted model, not a curated record. Gene Ontology annotation, cellular component: nucleus.
UUGCACAACUUCUGUAUAUUGAGUUCUUGAUCCUAUUUUAUUUUAAUUUUUUAAGUGCAGAGGGGUUGUUGGCUUUGGUGUUUUCCUCCCCUUCACGUUUUUCUUGGGGUUUUUUUCCCCACCACCGUCAGCACCACAUCACCCUCCUCCCAUCCCAUCAUGGCCCGGAUGAACCGCCCUGCACCAGUGGAGGUCUGCUACAAAAACAUGAGGUUCCUCAUCACCCACAACCCCACCAAUGCCACACUCAACACCUUCUUGGAGGACCUGAAGAAGUACGGUGCCACCACAGUUGUGCGAGUGUGUGAAGUGACCUAUGACAAGACCCCUCUGGAGAAAGACGGCAUCACUGUCAUGGAUUGGCCAUUCGAUGAUGGAGCACCUCCUCCUAGCAAGAUAGUGGAAGAUUGGCUCAACUUGUUGAAGACAAAGUUCUGUGAAGACCCCGGCUGCUGCGUGGCCGUGCACUGCGUAGCUGGUCUGGGACGCGCUCCUGUCCUCGUUGCACUGGCCUUGAUCGAGAGCGGGAUGAAGUACGAAGAUGCCAUCCAGUUCAUCCGACAGAAGCGCAGAGGAGCCAUCAACAGCAAGCAGCUGACAUACUUGGAAAAAUACCGACCAAAGCAGAGACUCCGAUUUAAGGACCCUCAUAACCACAAGAACAAAUGCUGCAUCAUGUAACCUCAAUGACCUCUUGCCAAAAUCCAUGCACACAGACACCCGAGCACUCGCACACAUCCCGCCCCCUCACCUCCUCACCUAGCUCCAUGCACCCUCACACCACCCCACUGCCAGGGCUGGGGUGGAGGGACAUGGAGCACCACCAGCAUGUUCCAGCACCCACAGCAUGGUCAUCUUGCUGAACUCCUAAAAAGGCUGCUCUGUCCACCUACAGCCCUGAGAAGGGGAGGCAGCACUGCCCUUUGACUCCUGAUGUUAGUAGGCAAUGAGCUCACGUGAUGGUUCUUCAUUGCCUUCCUCCUCCCUUUCCCCUCCUGCUGCACUGAGAAGGAUGGGAAAAGGGUGCUUGGUUUGGGGUGGUGCAGAUAGGGCUGUGCCAGCUGAGAAGGGUUGAGGAGCAGGAGGGCCAGAGCACUUCCAGAAAAACCCACCUCUUCCCUCUAAAUAAGGGCUGCAGCAGUGGGGACAGAGGUGGCUAUGGUGCAAUGGCCUCUAGGGUAAGAUGGGGAUAGCAGGAAGGGCUCAUAGCUUGGUUCUGGCCUUGUGGCCACAGGAAGGACUGAGCUAAUGCUCCCCAGCACCAUGCCCUUUCUCCUGGCCCCUCUGUCACCUCACCACCUCCCUGUUGCUGUGAUGCUGGCCAGGAGGCUGCAGAUGGGGCUUAUUUGGGGCUUGCUGCAGCAAAACCAGGGGUGCUGGAAAACUCAAGGACGUUGGUGGGGCUUUGAGACACCCAACUUUGCCAGGUAUGCAGGGUCAGCACUGGGGCCCCCGAAGUGCAGGAUGCUCUUAUUUAUAGCUUCCAAAUUCAAUGCACAAGGUGCUGGGUUCUCUCCUGUUGUGUCCCCAUCACUGAAAUGUGGCACAAACCCCAGUUCUAGGUGCAAGCCCUAGGGAUGCAUUGUGAAUCUCACAGCAGGUCCAUAUCCUUCACCACUGCAUUUGCAGGUUGAGGGGCUGGGCUGCAGCUUUCCUGGGUGAUUUUGAGUGCUCCUGGCAAGAGCACAUCACCAAAUUUUUCAACGGCCUUCCCCACAUCUGUAACACAGAGCCUGGCACCCCAAAGCCCCCCAGCACGUGCCCUGGUGGGUUGGACUCAGAGCUGCCCCUGGGCCAGGACAUUAAACAUCUCUCAACUUUCUGCCUUUGAAUGCUUGCAGCAGCUGGAGCGGUGGGCACAUAGGGGACAUGGGGGUGUUUUUUCUUUUGAUGAGGAUAAGAAGAAAUUUGCUAAUU